Messenger RNA from Paramacrobiotus metropolitanus, 765 nucleotides. RefSeq names its product alpha-1A adrenergic receptor-like. Gene Ontology annotation, cellular component: membrane. The transcript is spliced from 3 exons. Gene Ontology annotation, molecular function: G protein-coupled receptor activity. Gene Ontology annotation, biological process: G protein-coupled receptor signaling pathway. NCBI's taxonomy places the organism in Eukaryota, Metazoa, Tardigrada, Eutardigrada, Parachela, Macrobiotidae. The coding region runs from base 1 to 765 and encodes 254 amino acids. The record is from RefSeq and is a predicted model, not a curated record.
AUGAAUAUUUCCACAAUUACCGGCAAUCUCUCCGUGACGAUGCAAUUCCGUCACCCCGAACUAAUUGCCUUAAUAACAGUCAACGCCAGCGCUGCUGUUAUCGGUACCAUUCUCUCCCUGACGUUGUUCCUCACCAUGAUUCUGCGUCCGCAACUGCGCACCGGCUCCGGCAUUCUUAUCGCCCACCACCAACUACUGCACGUACUGCUCAACAGCGUCGUCAGUCCGUUCUACAUCGUCACGGCUUGGGGUGUCUGGCUAGGCGGCUCCAUUUCCGGCCUCGACUGCAAUGCCUUGUUCUGCGCGUGCCAGCUGAUUGUCUGCUGCGAAACAUGGAGUUCGUUGUUCUUGGCUGUCAACCGUUUCGUCGCCUUGACAUAUCCGCACCAGUACAGCCAUAUCUCAUCGAACACAGCCGUUACGGGUUUCAUAAUGGCGGCAUGGGCCAUUAGCAUGGCAAUUAACCUUCUCGGCGCCUUCGGUGUUGGGAGUAUUUUCGGGAGGCGGGAGUUAGGUUGCGGAGUCGUGCGCGUGACAGAUCAACAUCUCUUCAACGUCGCUGGCAGCUUUGAUGAUCAAUCAUUCGACUGCCGUAGCAGGCUGGUGGCCAUUCAUGCGCUCCUCCUGGUGCAAGAAAUGACCACCGUGGAACCCGCCGCGCCGGUAUCCCAGUCGAUUGCGUCGGUAUGCGGGCACUGGUGUCAGCCCGCAUCCCUGCUGAAUUGGAGCCGCGGGGAACAUCCCUUACGUCGGAUUGCCGGCUAG